ACUCUUGAUAAAUGCAGCGGUACUCACUUUCCUUUCCAUUAGAAAGCUGACAGUCGAGGAAACAGCAGUCAGAUCACGAUGAGAAUAAUAAGUAUGAAGUUUAACACCGCUUUGAGUGUUGCUGGAAUCAUACUUCUCUACAUAGCAGGUUCCCUCGGCCAGUUAGAUGUGUGUGGUCGAGCCCCUCUCAGCAACAGGAUUGUUGGAGGAGAGAAUGCGACAGCAGGGUCUUGGCCGUGGCAAGUCAGCAUUCAUGUCAUCGGCGUUGGCCAUAACUGUGGCGGGACUCUGAUCACCAAAGACUGGGUUUUAUCUGCAGCUCACUGCUUUGAGGAUUUUGGUGUGUCUGACACACUGAUGUACUUCGGGCGUCUGAACCAGUCCGGCUUAAACCCUUAUGAGACGUCCAGGAGAGCGAGUCGAAUCAUCAAUCAUCCUAACUAUAAUGGUUCUACUUUUGACAAUGACAUAGCCCUGAUCCAGCUCAACUCUUCUGUGAAUUUCUCUGAUUACAUUAAGCCGGUCUGUCUGGCAGCAGCUGGUAGUGUAUUUUCUGCAGGUACAGAUAGCUGGGUCACUGGAUGGGGCAGGCUGCAAUUUGGAGGCAAGCGUCCUGAUACACUGCAGGAGGUGAUGAUACCCAUUGUGAACAACACUGACUGUGAUAAUGCUUAUAAAGGGAUCAGUAUGAGCAUCACAAGCAAUAUGAUUUGUGCUGGAUUGUUAAAUCAGGGAGGAAAAGAUUCAUGUCAGGGAGACUCUGGAGGUCCAAUGGUCAGUAAGAAAGACUCUCUGUGGAUUCAGUCCGGCGUUGUGAGUUUUGGUGAAGGAUGUGCUCUCCCCGAAUAUCCCAGUGUGUUAGCCAGAGUCUCUCAGUACCAGAACUGGAUUAAGUCUUACAUGAGCAGCAACCCACCUGGAUUUGUUGAAUUCAACACUGAAAAGCCUACAUCCAACUCCAACUUCAGAAGUGUGCCCAACCUCCUUUUAUUUUCCCUUUCUCUGACAUUUUCCAUCAUUCCUUUAACCCUCUCCCUCUAUCCCUCUUCCUAAAGAUUGAUUGAACUGAAACUCUCAGGGUUUUUUGAUGAAAUGAUGAAGUAUACUGUGCAUGCCCUCAUAAUAUGAGAAAUGUGAGAAAUUAGCACUUUAUUUUUUAUUGUUUUUACUGUCUGAGAUUGUCAGGAUGUUUGCAUAAAUAGUAAAGAUAGACAGCUAUUGAUGCAGAUUAUAUUUCAGUUUAUAUGUCUGACAACCAAUAUGCAUAACUCAUAUAGGGUCUGGAGCUCUGCGGUGUGAUCAUGGAUACUGGCUGUUGUAAGUAUAAUUAUCUUAAAUGUAUUAACAUGUUGUAGUCACACUGUCUAAACAGAAUAAACACAAAAGGAACUGACCUAGGAAAUGUAUCAUACUGUCUUAAUAUUUUUGUGUAACCCCUGAUACAGUUUUUCAAGAUUCUUUGAUUAG
This is a messenger RNA of Megalobrama amblycephala (Wuchang bream), 1467 nucleotides long. RefSeq names its product tryptase-like. Gene Ontology annotation, biological process: proteolysis. Bases 79 to 1053 code for a protein of 324 amino acids. Gene Ontology annotation, molecular function: serine-type endopeptidase activity. NCBI's taxonomy places the organism in Eukaryota, Metazoa, Chordata, Actinopteri, Cypriniformes, Xenocyprididae. The record is from RefSeq and is a predicted model, not a curated record. The transcript has 6 exons.